Messenger RNA from Opisthorchis viverrini, 2818 nucleotides. RefSeq lists its product as hypothetical. Gene Ontology annotation, biological process: signal transduction. The record is from RefSeq and is a predicted model, not a curated record. The annotation marks the transcript as partial. The transcript is spliced from 12 exons. Lineage: Eukaryota; Metazoa; Platyhelminthes; Trematoda; Opisthorchiida; Opisthorchiidae.
GAGUUCAAGAUGCAAGCACUGUGACUGAGCUAACCGCCCCAUCAGUCUCCACUCGCUUCCGGCUACACACAUCUGGUGAUCCAGAGACUGCUGCUGCGGGAUGUGCAGGAGAUGGUGUCGUCCUAAGUCACCGGGCGGAAGUAUCCUUGCUUGACUGGAUACCUGCUGAUAGUCGCCUCUGUGCGGUUCGUCUGGCGACGUCUGUGAAGGAGUCUCACAAGCGGAAAGUCGACGUGUUAGAGCAACGCCACAUGUCCAGACGACCCACAAUGCUGGUAUUCCUUGACCUUGAGAGUGCGUUUGAUUCUGUCGAUCGAUCAGUGCUCAACAGGACUUCCGGACGUGUGAGAGUAUAUGUCGAGCUCUCCAAAAGUUUCCGUACACAAAGUGGUGUCCAUCAGAGAUGCUCACUCUCCCCAUUCCUGUUUAACUUCGUGAUCGAUGAAAUCAUGAGACGAACGCUGGAUGGUCUACAAAACCCCGGUGUUGAAAUAGUCUGUGAUGAAUACCUUGUUGUUCUGGAAUAUGCAGACGACAUCGUUCUCAUGUUCGAAGAGGAGGAAAAGGCGCAAGUAUUCUUGGAUGAACUGACCAAAGUCAUCCCGUCCUUUGUUAACUUAUGUCAACUGCUGAAACUCAAACCGAGUCACUACUGUCUUAUGGUAUGUGAGGGACACAACGAUUCGUCGCUCAGCUCUUGGCAACGAGUUCCUCCAAGUAGCCAGUUGUCCAUGUGGCUUGAAACAAGCUAUGUAAAGAAAGGUGGUUUUGUUCGCCUUGUGCACAAAUCCCACAUAAACAAUCUUUUGAAGCCAAAUAUGGUCCUUUGGCGUCCGCCUGAUACACAAAAGAUCGUGGAUCCUGUGAGCGGCCGAGAGUUGUUGGAACAGAUGGGUGCACGGAUUUUGGUUUACCUUCCGGGUGAACGUAAGAUGGUUAUUCGUGCUCGCCCCAAUGAGCAGAUCGCUGAAGCAGUUCUUGAGGUCUGUAACCAACGUAACUUACUACCCUUUGAAUAUCUCCUUCAAAAUCCUCGAACGGGUGCUCCUCUCGAUCCGUCACUCACGUUUACCGAACAGAAAGUCACUGAAUUCGAGCUCAAACCAUGUACUCCCGGGUCAUCCAACCUCAAGUCACUGAAUACUGCUCAUCUCCAGUCAAGUGAUCAGGCGAACCAAGAAGCCAACCUCCCACAGCCGGGCCCUAAUAUCUUACCCGUCAGUCACAAACGUUUGCGGCAUCCAGCGGAGUCACGAAUUUACGCGAACAUUCAACGUCCCCAUACUAUGUGUAUUAACUAUUGCAACCAGUUGUCAGAGCCGGUCUCGGAGUACGCAACCAUAGACCGACCCAUGUCCACAAUUUCUUCCAAAUCCCGGAAGAAGCGAAUGGCUCCAGCCCCACCUCCACCCGCAGCCCCACCACCACCACCACCACCGCAGGUGUUUAACAGACCUCCACUGACUGAAGUGCCACACCGGCAACAACAUCAGCAGAAGGAGCCGCAUACUCGUUCAGCGCUCACAAUAUGUAGUCCGGAUACUUGUACUCUGUCUUCCACAGAAUCUGCGCGUGCAAAAUAUCGACGCCGAUCGGCUUCCAUGAAGGACAGUCCCUAUUUGUCUCGAAGUGUCUACUAUUCCGCAAGACCACAACAGAACCAAAGCGAACAAAGCGCCAAUCUCAGGUCGCCAAAUACUUCCUGGUACUCUGAGAGCUUCCUUCCUCACUCCGCUCGUGCCUUCGAACCGAAAUGUGAAGAAAAUCCACCCACACCUGCAGUCUCCGCCGUCUCAUUGCCACUAUCAGUUACCACUCGUUUGGGUUAUCCGCCUGAGGCAGGAUCCAUGGAGCCUGUUGCAGUGUGUGAAAUCUUACCUGAAUCCCUCUCAGAAGCGGACGUUGUCGAGGAUAGCACAGACAAUAUUUUCCCAGAUAGGGAUGAACCGCGUCAAAUUCAGGAUAGUGUAUCGAAAAAGUCAGAAGUGAGCGAAGAAGCGCCCCCCUCAGCGACUAAAGUCGUUCCGCCCGUCGCGGUUGAUCUUCCUCCCAAUUACAACGACACUGGCAAACCUGUUUGUAGCAGGCCCACUUCCAUUCCACCGGUCUUGAUGCGUCAGCUACAGGAGAAACUUUCUGGACUUCCGAGUACUUCAGAACAACCCGGAAUCCGUGACUCGACUAUUUCGCAGCCGGCAGAACCGAGAGAAAAGCCGUCAAUCGCUCCGCGACCCUCUAUGGACGUGCUUUUACAGCAUACCAAAUACCGUCAAAUUUUGGCUUCCGCUCCUUAUGUAAUGAGAUCCAGGUCUGCUUCUGGUGAUAGCCAAGAUUCUACAGAUCCUGCGAUUAAAUUAAACAGCAUGACCCCUUCAGAUAUUACUUAUGGUCAGGCGGCCACGGCCUAACUGUUGACGUUCGCGAACAUGACCUCAGGCAAGCCGAACUGUUGCUGGACUGCUCUUCAACGUGAUUGCUGCUUUUUAGCUCUGUUCAGGUUAUCCGGGGUUAACUAUGUUACAUCUAUGCACAUUCACUUUACUAUACUACCGCACCUUCCCGAAACACAUGUGUGUUGGCCUGAGUACCAAGGCUUCCCACUCCACCGAGACUGACUUCAUCAUUUUCUAUCCGUCACGACCACAUGUCUUUUAUUUGGACGCUCCAUAUCGUCCAUCUAUUCUGGAUUUCGAUUCCCCUUACCUACCACAUUGUUCCUCGCACUUGUUUUUGAAAUACUGGAUGAGCUUGAUUGACGAAAAGCUCCGUCACUUGGGGCUUUUUUUCUCUAUUUUCGGAUUAUCAAGCAUCAUCUUCG